This is a messenger RNA of Oryza sativa Japonica Group (Japanese rice), 1118 nucleotides long. RefSeq lists its product as uncharacterized. Lineage: Eukaryota; Viridiplantae; Streptophyta; Magnoliopsida; Poales; Poaceae. The record is from RefSeq and is a predicted model, not a curated record.
CUCUCUCUAUACACAGCAGCUGAGACAGUGGCAGGGAGGAGCAGAGAAUUGAAGAUCCUUAAAUGCGGUUUGGUGGCAUCCCCCCACUGGCCCAUCCUCCAUCCUUUGCUCCCAAUAUCACAUUUGCGUUUUGCAUUUUUUGCACUGCAUUUCAUUGCAUUGCCACACCAGUACACCACCCCCACCUACAUAAAAACCCAAUGGCAAUCUUGCAAGAACUAACCUUUGCCACCACUGAUCCCUGCUGCUACUCCUCCCAUCUUUUACCCACUUUGACUCCACUCCACCUAGCUACCUAGCUAGCUCGCACCUUCUUCUUCGUGUUCGUUAAGCUUGCCGGGCUUACCGGCAAAGAAGGUCGUCGGCGACGCGAUGAUGAGGAGGCGGUGGUCUCGCGCGGCCGUCGUCGCCUGCUUACUGCUGCUCGCCGCCGCGUGCGCGGAGUCGGCGCGCCCACUGCCGGCCCCGGCCAAGGCGGCGGCGGCGGUUGUCGUCGUCAGGCCGAGGAGCGCGUUCGACGUGGUGGUGGCCGGGCUCGUCGGCAUCGGGCUCGGGCACCGGUGGCGGCCCGGCGGCGGCGACCUGGUCGACGACGAGAAGCGGCGGGUGCCGACGGGGCCCAACCCGCUGCACAACCGAUGAGUACUACGUGGUACGUGUACGUACGUAUAGCUAGCUAGCUAGCCUGCCGCGGCUUGGAGAGACGCGUCCAUGUUAUAUAUAUUUCCGCCAUUAGCGUGGGCGCGAGGAGCAAGCAAAGCUCCAUCGCAGAGUCGUCAUGGCGGCGGCGACGACGACGAGGAGGAGAAGAGGAGGAGAAGAAUGGGAAGGAGAAGAGAGGAGUUCGUCCAGUAUUGUUUCCCUUCUGCUUCCCUUUCUUCUUUGUCCCUCUUCUGAUCCACUUAAUUUGGUUUUUUUUAUUUUUUUUUCUUGAUUUUAUUUUGAUUUUUUUCCUCUCUUGUAUUGAUUGGUUUGUGAAGUGGACAGCAAGGCCAUUCUGUUGAUCGAAAGAGAGAUAGAGAUAUGAGUAUAGUGUUUCUUGUUUCCAUAUCCAUCUCUUAAUCUAUAGUUUUCUUGAUGAUUGUGUUGUUAUUUGGUAGUAUAUAUUGGUACAUGCA